AGUGUGUUGGGUCAGGGGGUUUUCCUAACCAAGUGACCUGAUCAGGAAUGUAUUGUCUCUCUCUCUAUCAACAUGAUAAAUGUGCAACCAGAGGAAAAGAAACUCUGGACCACCUUUACUCCAUAUUCAAAGAUGCAUACAAAGCUCUCCCUCGCCCUCCAUUUGGCAAAUCUGACCAUAUUUCUAUCCUCCGGAUUCCUGCUUACAAGCAACAAUUAAAGCAGGAAGCACCAGUGACUAGAUCAAUAAAAAAGUGGUCAGAUGAGGCAGAUGCUAAACUACAGGACUGUUUUUCUAGCACAGACUGGAAUAUUUUCUGGUAUUCUUCCGAUGGCAUUGAGGAUUACACCACAUCAGUCACUGGCUUCAUCAAUAAGUGCAUCGAUGACGUCGUCCCCACAGUGACUAUACGUACAUAACCCAACCAGAAGUCAUGGAUUACAGGCAAAAUCCAACCUUAGCUAAAAGGGUAGAGCUGCCGCUUUCAAGGAGCGGGACUCUAACCUGGAAGCUUAUAAGAAAUCCCGAUAUGCCCUCCGACGAACCAUCAACCAGGCAAAGCAUCAAUACAGGACAAAGAUCACAUCAUACUACACCGCCUCCGAUGUUGGUCGGAUGUGGCAGGGCUUGCAAACUAUUACAGACUACAAAGGGAAGCACAGCCGAGAGCAGCCCAGUGACACGAGCCUACCAGACGAGCUAAAUUAUUUAUAUGCUCGCUUCGAAGCAAGUAACACUGUAACAUGCAUGAGAGCACCAGCUUUUCCGGACUACUGUGUGAUCACAUUCUCCGCAGCUGAUGUGAGUAAGACCUUUGAACAGGUCAGCAUUCACAAGGCCACAGGGCCAAACGGAUUACCAGGAUGUGUACCCGAGCAUGCGCUCACUAACUGGCAAGCGUCUUCACUGACAUUUUCAACCUCUCCCUGUCUGAGUCUGUAAUACCAACAUGUUUCAAGCAUUGCACCAUAGUCCCUGUGCCCAAGAAGACUAAGGUAACCUGCCUAAAUAGCUACCGACACGUAGCACUCACGUCUGUGUUUUUGAAAGGCUGGUCAUGGCUCACAUCAACACCAUUCUCCUAGAAACCCUAAACCUACUCCAAUUUGCAUACCGCCCCAACAGAUCCACAGAUGAAGCAAUCUCAAUUGAGAGGGGAAAUACCUAUGUGAGAAUACUGUUCAUAGACUACAGCCCAGCAUUCAACACCAUAGUCCCCUCCAAGCUAGGGACCUUGGGACUGAAGACCUCCUUCUGCAACUGGAUGCUGGACUUUCUGACGGGCCGGCCCCAGGUGGUGAGGAUAGGCAAGAACACCUCUGCCACACUGACCUUCAACACGGGAGGCCCUCAGGGAUGCGUGCUUAGUCCCCUCUUGUACUCCCUGUUCACCCAUGACUGUGUGGCCACACACGACUCCAACACCAUCAUCAAGUUUGCUGACGACACGAAGGCGAUGAGAGGUCAGAGACUUGGCAUUGUGGUGCCAGGACAACCUCUUCCUCAAUGUCAGUAAGACCAAGGAGCUGAUCGUGGACUAUAGGAGCAAGAGGGGAGAGCACGUCCCCAUCCACAUCAACAGGGCUGUUAAAGGGUCUUGCUCUGACCCUACCCACAAUCCCUAGACUGUAUACAAACCAUAUGCACACACACACACACUACAUUCACACUCCCACACAAAAUCCACACACACACAAACCGACACAACCCAAACACACAUGCGUACACAUUACACACUCUCACAAACAAACACACACCUUUACACUCAUUUGCUGCUGCUGCUCUGUUCUUUAUUUUGCUCUUAUUAUUAUUAUCUAUCCUGAUGCCUAGUCACUUUACCCUGCCUUGUACAUAUCUACCUCAAAUACCUCGUACCCCUGCACACUGAUUUGGAACUGGUACUCCUUGUAUAUAGCUUUAUUAUUGGGUAUUUUAUUACACCGUUACAAUAUAUACAGUACCAGUCAAAAGUUUGGACACACCUAUUCAUUCCAGGGUUUCUUUAUUUUUUACAAUUUUCUACAUUGUAGAACAUCAAAAGUAUGAAAUACCACAUAAGGAAUCCUGUAGUAACCAAAAAAAUCGAAAUAUAUUUUAUAUUUGAGAUUCUUCAAAGUAGCCACCCUUUUCCUUGAUGACAGCUUUGCACACUCUUGGCAUUCUCUCAAUCAGCUUCAUGAGGGACUCACCUGGAAUGCAUUUCAAUUAACAGGUGUGCCUUGUUCAAAGUUAAUUUGUGGAAUUUAUUUCCUUAGUGCUUUUGAGCCAAUCACUUGUUUUGUGACAAGGUAGGGGUGGUAUACAGAAGAUAGCCCUAUUUGGUAAAAUACCAAGUCCAUAUUAUGGCAAGAACAGCUCAAAUAAGCAAAGAGAAACGAAAGUCUAAUAUUAUUUUAAGCCAUGAAGUUCAGUCAAUCCGGAAAAUUUCAAAAACUUUGAACGUUUCUUCAAGUGCAGUCACAAAAUCCAUCAAGCGCUAGACCCAGAGUUACCUCUGCUGUAAAGUUCAAGUAACAGACACAUCUCAACACUAGCUUGGAGAUCCGUUACAGGAUGUCUGUCACCCCACUGAGCCCCUAUUGCAGGUUAGGGGUCACAUCCACUUGAAUGUCCUUCAUAUGACGAACCUCCUACAGAGCAAAUGAGGAAAAUAUGAUAUAUUAUGAUUUAUGUUAGUAACAAUACAAUAUGGGAAUUUUAUCCCAAAGCUACCUACAGCUAACAUAUAUAUUUAUGUAUGUGAUCUAUGUAAAUAAAGGAGUAUAACACAGCUGUAAAACUGUGAAGGACUAUAUGGUGGAGGCCUACCCAUUUCCCAGGAGCAUUGUAAAAAGUGGAUUUGGGUACAGUGUUUAUUUCCCCCUAAUAUCUUUGAAGAUUACACCUAAAAUAAUUAGGCCUACUUCUUUCUACUGCUGAUCUGAGACCAUUAGGGUUAAACAUUACAGAUAUAAAUGCAAUAUAUGCAGUAGAAAAGAUUGCCUGCCCACCAAAGAAUCAACAUACGUUCUACAUGGUCUAUUUCUAUCUGAAAGUAACACCUCAAUCAAGCUUGUUAAUUGAUCGUUAAGUCCUGUUUGUCAGGUAAAAGGUCAUUAGUGGCCUAUAUAAGCCUCAUACAGGCCACGGGAAGACAUUACCUGUUGAUAACACAGACUAUUCUCAUGAUCAUGGGAGGUGUGAGAGAAUUACUGCUCUUUGUGAUGACUGUGGGGGUUGUCAAAGUUUCUUGUUACCCUGUUGGAAAGUCCCAGAAGCAAGAGCAAGUCUCUCUGCAGAGCAGACUUGGAGAGCUGUCAUCAAAUGACUUCUCCAUUGUGCAUGCCCUGGCCUUGCUCCGAUCCAUAGGGUCUGACGCUAAACAAGACAGAGAAGAGAAUUUAGAGACUAAUGAAGUAGAAUCCCAAGCUUCUCCAAACCAUGGUAGCUCUACGGCAAAUGAUGCCCUGUCCUCUGACGACGCUACCUCUGAAGCUGCCCCUGGCCUGUCUGACGACGCUACCUCUGAAGCUGCCCCUGGCCCGUCUGACGACGCUACCUCUGAAGCUGCCCCUGGCCCGUCUGACGACGCUACCUCUGAAGCUGCCCCUGGCCCGUCUGACGACGCUACCUCUGAAGCUGCCACUGGCCUGUCUGACGACGCUACCUCUGACGCUACCUCUGAAGCUGCCACUGGCCCGUCUGACGACGCUAGCGCUGCCACUGGUCCGUCUGACGAUGCUUCGGCUACCUCUGAAGCUGCCACUGGCCCGUCUGACGACGCUACCUCUGAAGCUGCCACUGGCCCGUCUGACGACGCUACCUCUGAAGCUGCCACUGGCCCGUCUGACGACGCUACCUCUGAAGCUGCCACUGGCCCGUCUGACGACGCUACCUCUGAAGCUGCCACUGGCCCGUCUGACGACGCUAGCGCUGCCACUGGUCCGUCUGACGAUGCUUCCGCUACCUCUGAAGCUGCCACUGGCCCGUCUGACGACGCUACCUCUGAAGCUGCCACUGGCCCGUCUGACGACGCUACCUCUGAAGCUGCCACUGGCCCGUCUGACGACGCUACCUCUGAAGCUGCCACUGGCCCGUCUGACGACGCUACCUCUGAAGCUGCCACUGGCCCGUCUGACGACGCUACCUCUGAAGCUGCCACUGGCCCGUCUGACGACGCUACCUCUGAAGCUGCCACUGGCCCGUCUGACGACGCUACCUCUGAAGCUGCCACUGGCCCGUCUGACGACGCCACCUCUGAAGCUGCCACUGGCCCGUCUGACGACGCCACCUCUGAAGCUGCCACUGGCCCGUCUGACGACGCCACCUCUGAAGCUGCCACUGGCCCGUCUGACGACGCCACCUCUGAAGCUGCCACUGGCCCGUCUGACGACGCCACCUCUGAAGCUGCCACUGGCCCGUCUGACGACGCCACCUCUGAAGCUGCCACUGGCCCGUCUGACGACGCCACCUCUGAAGCUGCCACUGGCCCGUCUGACGACGCCACCUCUGAAGCUGCCACUGGCCCGUCUGACGACGCCACCUCUGAAGCUGCCACUGGCCCGUCUGACGACGCCACCUCUGAAGCUGCCACUGGCCCGUCUGACGACGCCACCUCUGAAGCUGCCACUGGCCCGUCUGACGACGCCACCUCUGAAGCUGCCACUGGCCCGUCUGACGACGCCACCUCUGAAGCUGCCACUGGCCCGUCUGACGACGCCACCUCUGAAGCUGCCACUGGCCCGUCUGACGACGCCACCUCUGAAGCUGCCACUGGCCCGUCUGACGACGCCACCUCUGAAGCUGCCACUGGCCCGUCUGACGACGCCACCUCUGAAGCUGCCACUGGCCCGUCUGACGACGCCACCUCUGAAGCUGCCACUGGCCCGUCUGACGACGCCACCUCUGAAGCUGCCACUGGCCCGUCUGACGACGCCACCUCUGAAGCUGCCACUGGCCCGUCUGACGACGCCACCUCUGAAGCUGCCACUGGCCCGUCUGACGACGCCACCUCUGAAGCUGCCACUGGCCCGUCUGACGACGCCACCUCUGAAGCUGCCACUGGCCCGUCUGACGAUGCUAGCGCUGCCACUGGUCCGUCUGACGACGCUUCCGCUACCUCUGAAGCUGCCACUGACCCGUCUGACGACGCUACCUCUGAAGCUGGCCCGUCUGACGACGCUACCUCUGAAGCUGCCGCUGGCCAGUCUGACCAUGCCAUUGAGGAACUGUUAAUUUCUGCAUCUGAGCCCCCGUUGACCACAAGCAUGGAUAUCUGAUGUGGGACAUGGUGCUCGGUGUCCAUGCAAGAGUUCGUGGGUAUUCUAGUCCAGGUUGUGUGUGUAACUGCAUUUUUUGUUUUGGCUCAAUUAAACGUUAACUGUAAUACUUGUGUCCUCAGUAUUGUUUUGACGGUUCCUACUUGCAGUUGAGGUCUAUGACUUGAGUAACUGUGGUGAUGGCAACAUUUAUUUUGCAUUAUAACCAUGCUUUGGCAUCAGCAAUAUGUUUACUUUGACCCCUGUGCUUAAAUCACCAUUUGCCUUAAGCUACAUUUGGUCAAAUUAUGCUAGUAGCAUCACAUGAUGUGGAAUGGGUUCUAGUUCAUUUAAACUUGAUGGUUGUGGAACUGAGUUUUGGGUUUGUACAUUAGGCUGUUGCUAGACUCGGGGUUAAUGGUGUCAGUGCUAACUAAUAUCACGGUUGUCAACUUGCAUUUAAAUGACUCUUUUGGGUAUCUUCUCUCGUAACUGACUUGGUUUCCAAUUAGUGAAUGCUUACAUGUAAAACCAGCUCUCGUAUCAUUAGCCCAUCUUUUUGGCGGGUUGUCUUCAUAUCCCAGUGCCAAUCCAAACUUUCAGGUUUAAAUAAGUCAAUGCUAACCUGUCUUAGCUGGCAGGCUGCUAUCAUGUCCAGGCUCUCCCAGAGUUGCUUGUAGCGCCGCUAACCUAGGGUUUGAGGGCAGGAACAGUUUGACCAGGAUUUCCCACCCACUCCGAUUUACAUGGGAUAAACCAUUGGAAGAAACCGGUAAAUUUCUAUGUGAAGCGUGAGGAAGUCUGUUCAUACAGGCCUUCUCUAGCCGCAUGAUGAAGGUAUCUGCUGAUGAAGGUAUCUGCUGUAAUUCAAACAUUUCUGUGGCACCGCUUUACUCAAUUAUGCCAACCAAAUCCAGAUAGCAAAUGUUCUGAAAGAGCUGCAAAACCUGGACCCAUACAAAUCAGCUGGGUUUGACAAUCUAGACCCUCUAUUUCUGAAACUAUCCGCCGCCAUUGUCGCAACCCCUAUUACCAGCCUGUUCAACCUCUCUUUCAUAUCGUCUGAGAUCCCCAAGGAUUGGAAAGCUGAAGCGGUCAUCCCCUUCUUCAAAGGGGGAGACACCCUGGACCUAAACUGUUAGACCUAUAUCCAUCCUGCCUAAGGUCUUCGAAAGCCAAGUUAAUAAACAGAUCACUGACCAUCUCGAAUUCCAUUGACCUCCUCCACUGUGCAAUCCGGUUUCCGAGCCGGUCACGGAUGCACCUCAGCCACGCUCAAGGUACUAAACGAUAUAACCGCCAUCGAUAAAAGACAGUACUGUGCAGCCGUCUUCAUCGACCUGGCCAAGGCUUUCGACUCUGUCAAUCACCAUAUUCUUAACGGCAGACUCGGUAGCCUCGGUUUUUCUGAUGACUGCCAUGUCUGGUUCACCAACUACUUUGCAGACAUAGCUCAGUGUGUCAAAUCGGAGUGCAUGUCUGGUCCUCUGGCGGUUCCGACCUAGAAUAUGUGGACAUCUAUAAAUACCUAGGUGUCUGGCUAGACUGUAAACUCUCCUUCCAGACUCAUAUCAAACAUCUCCAAUCCAAAAUAAAAUCAAGAAUCGGCUUCCUAUUUCGCAACAAAGCCCCCUUCACUCACGCCGCCAAACUUACCCUAGUAAAACUGACUAUCUUACCGAUCCUCGACUUCGGCGAUGUCAUCUACAAAAUAGCUUCCAAUACUCUACUCAGCAAACUAGAUGCAGUUUAUCAUAGUGCCAUCCGUUUUGUUACUAAAACACCUUAUACCACCCACCACUGCGACCUGUAUGCUCUAGUCGGCUGGCCCUCGCUUCAUAUUCGUCGCCAGACCCGCAGGCUCCAGGUCAUCUAUAAGUCUAUGCUAGGUAAAGCUCCGCCUUAUCUCAGUUCACUAGUCACGAUAACAACACCCACCCGUAGCACGUGUUCCAGCAUGUAUAUCUCACUGGUCAUCCCCAAAUCCAACACCUCUUUUGGCCGCCUUUCCUUCCAGUUCUCUGCUGCCAGUGACUGGAACCAAUUGAAAAAAAUCGCUGAAGUUGGAGACUUUUAUUUCCCUCACCAACUUUAAACAUCAACUAUCUGAGCAGCUAACCGAUCGCUGCAGCUGUACAUAGUCCAUCUGUAAGUAGCCCACCCAAUCUACCUACCUCAUCCCCAUACUGUUUUUAUUUCAUUUACUUUUCUGCUUUUUUGCACACCAGUAUCUAUACUUGCACAUCAUUAUCUGCUCAUUUAUCACUCCAGUGUUAAUCUGCUAAAUUGUAAUUAUUUGCUCCUAUGACCUAUUUAUUGCCUACCUCCUCAUGCCUUUUGCACACACUGUAUAUAGACUUUCUUUUUUCUACUGUGUCAUUGGCUUGUUUAUUGUUUAUCCCAUGUGUAACUCUGUGUUGUUCUCUGUGUCACACUGCUUUGCUUAUCUUGGCCAGAAUUUCUUGAUGAUGCUCUUCGAGACAAGUUUGUAUGUGGUCUCACAGGUGAAGCAUAUCACAGAAGGCUUCUGUCAGAGAAGGACCUGACCUUUCGGAAAGCCUGUGAUAUCGCACUUGGACUCGAGCUUGCCCACAGGGAUACUAUUGAGCUAUCGGGAUAUGCAGAACGUCAGAAAGGUGUUCACAAGGUCAGUGAUGCACGUGGUGAAAAAGGCUCACAAAAGUCACACUUUUCUCAGUCCCGUCCUCAAGGUUACACAAGAACAAAGCAGCCCACAUCUCAAAGGUCUAAGCCAAGUUGCUACAGAUGUGGGGGAGAUAAUCAUCAGCACAGUGAAUGUCGAUUCCAAAACGUAAAGUUCCACAAUUGUGGAAAGGUUGGACAUUUACAGAAAGUGUGUAAAGCCUCAAAACGCACAGCGAGAGCGCACUAAGUGUCAGACGCAGCACAAGAAGAGGAAGGUACUACUGAAACAGUAUUGGAACUGUCCACAGUGUACACAGCUCAACAACAAAAAGAUGGAAUCUAUCUCAACAUGGAGUUAGCGUGAAAACCGGUAAAAAAGCAGCUGGACACGAGCGUCUGUAUCUCUGGUUCCAGAGAGACUCUACAAAGAAAAACUGAAAGAGUGCCCUCUUCAGCCAGCGUCCAUCCGCCUUUCUUCAUACACUGGUGACACUAUUCCUGUGUUAGGGCAGAUCCAGGUACCAGUCCGGUAUGAGGGGAAGGAGUGGACGCUACCGCUUGUCAUUGUUAAAGGAGAAAAAUCAGCCUUGCUAGGCAGAAAUUGGCUACAAAAGAUCAAGUUGAACUGGGGAGAAAUCUUCAGUCUGAGAAAGGACAAACCAGUGAGUCAGGCUACACUCACUAACAUGCUGGAGAAGCACAAAGAAGUUUUCAAAGAUGGCUACGGCGAAAUACAAGACUUCACAGCAAAAGUCAGAGUGCAAGAAGGAACCAAGCCUAUCUUUCACAAACCACGUCCAGUUCCCUAUGCUCUUAAGGAAGCAGUAGAGAAGGAACUGGACCGCCUACAGAAGAAUAACAUAAUCACGAAAGUAGCGAGAAGCGACUGGGCCGCUCCGAUUGUUGUAGUCCCAAAGAAAGACAAGACCGUCAGAAUGUGCGGUGACUACAAGGUCACAGUAAAUCGCUGCAUACUACCAGAGGAAUAUCCACUACCAAACGCUGAAGAUCUGUUUGCCACUCUAGCUGGUGGGAAGGUUUUCAGUAAGCUGGACCUGGCAUUUGCUUAUCAGCAACUGAAGCUGGAUCCGGAGUCAGAACAGUAUCUGACCAUCAAUACACACAAGGGGCUAUUCAGAUUCAAUCGCUUGGCCUACGGAAUCUCGACAGCUCCAGCGAUAUUCCAACACACAAUGGUUUAGGACAUUCA
Salvelinus fontinalis (brook trout) is the source of this 9093-nucleotide messenger RNA. RefSeq names its product polysialoglycoprotein-like. NCBI's taxonomy places the organism in Eukaryota, Metazoa, Chordata, Actinopteri, Salmoniformes, Salmonidae. The transcript is spliced from 4 exons. The coding region runs from base 3165 to 5258 and encodes 697 amino acids. The record is from RefSeq and is a predicted model, not a curated record.